GGCUUGCGUUGAGGGACGACGAAAAAAGAGACAAUAGAGAUAAAAGGUUGAGUCAGUAUCUGUGUGACGGUGAACAGACAUCACGUGUUGGGCAAGCAGGAAAUAAAGGCAGUAAGGCACCGUGGGUACAUAACAGUCGCAGGCGACGCAGUACAAUAUUCGCCCACUGAGCAAAGUAGAAGUCGGAAUCGUUGAUCAUAAUGAUUCUAAAAGCUGUAUUCGUUUUAAUUCUGAUCGUGAAAGUGUACUGUGCUAGUCCUCCAAGUUUUAGUGAUAGUUACUCAGUGAGAGGGACAUUAUAUAUACCGUAUGCCGAGAUUGAAGAACCUUUUUAUGCAUGGUUCGACCUGAAGCAGGGGGCCAGUCGAAUUGAUUAUUAUGGAGAUAUGGUGAAAACUUUUCAACUGAGUAAAUCUUCAAAAUAUGGGACAAGCAUAAAGGUAGCUCCUGUAUCUACUGACACUCAGUUAAACAAGCAGACAUGCCUCCAAGUAAAUGGGACUGACAAGUUUAAAAUUGAACCACAAGCUGUGCUACCAGAUCUUUCAGAUUUUCAGCUUAUUGGCAAAGAAGUUGUAAAUGGAGUGUCCUGUGAGAAGUGGCGAUUUGUUGAUAAAGUUGGAGCCAAAGUGAACAAAUACACAAUGUGGAUCUACUACAAGGGGGCAGCACAAAAACCACCUCAAAAUAUGGUUGCUAUUCCAGUCCGUUAUGAGAUGAAAGGCUAUAAUUCUCUUCUUGGUUCUCAUUAUGAUCAUUACUAUCUGGAAUAUGAUGAAUAUUCAGAUUCCCCACCAAAUCCGAAUGUGUUCCAGAUACCAGCAAAUAUGACGUGCACAUCAUUCCCGGGACCUGGAAGUAAACACAUAUACACUUUCAAUCCAAUGAAAGAAUUUGUCCAUAAUUAUGACAAACAUGUAGACAAAGCAUUUGAAGAGUUCAAACACAUCCACAAGAAGAGCUAUGUUAGUGACGUAGAACAUUCUCAGAGGAAAGAAUUGUUCAGGCAGAAUAUGAGGUUCAUUCAUUCAAAAAACCGUGCAAAUGUGGGCUAUACACUGGCAGUCAACCACCUAGCCGAUAGAACUGACUUGGAACUGCAAGCACUCCGUGGUCGCAAAUACACACCAGGUUAUAAUGGUGGUCAGCCCUUCCCUUACAAUGUAUCUGUUGAACUGAAGAAUGGACUUCCUAGUACAUUUGACUGGCGCCUGUAUGGAGCAGUCACUCCUGUUAAAGAUCAGUCUGUCUGUGGUUCUUGCUGGAGCUUUGGCACAACAGGUGCAAUUGAAGGAGCAUUCUUUGUUACCCAUGGGUAUCAAGUUCGCCUGUCACAACAGGCACUGAUUGACUGUAGCUGGGGUUAUGGCAACAAUGGCUGUGAUGGUGGUGAAGAUUUCCGCUCCUACCAAUGGAUGAUGAAACACGGUGGACUGCCUACAGAAGAUGAAUAUGGGCCAUAUCUAGGCCAGGAUGGAUACUGUCAUGUGGAUAAUAUAACUCUCACUGCCAAGAUUACAGGCUAUGUAAAUGUUACCCCAGAUGAUGCAAAUGCAUUGAAAGUUGCCUUACUGAAACAUGGGCCAAUAUCUGUUGGUAUAGAUGCGUCCCAUAAGUCAUUCACAUUUUACUCUAACGGAGUAUAUUUUGAACCAAAAUGUGGUAACACUCCAGAUGAACUUGACCAUGCUGUUCUAUUGGUUGGUUAUGGAGCACUUGGUGACAAAAAGUACUGGCUUGUUAAAAACUCGUGGUCAACAUAUUGGGGAAAUGAUGGUUAUAUUUUGAUGUCUCCCAAAGAGAACAACUGUGGUGUUAUGACUGCACCAACAUAUGUCACAAUGUAAUCUAGUGUGAUGCUUAAUAAGAAAAAAAGUCGAUAUUGGAUGAUUUGUUCAAGCAGACACUUAAGCAGUAGACACACUUUAGCGCAAAGAGUGAUUCAUUAUAAUGUGCAUUAUUUCUGUUGGAUAUUAAUCACAUGGUUCUUUAUCUGUAAUGUGAAUCUGAAAGGUGGAGACUAUUAAAACUGUUCUACAGACUUUU
Messenger RNA from Schistocerca serialis cubense, 2046 nucleotides. RefSeq names its product digestive cysteine proteinase 1 (gene 26-29-p). The record is from RefSeq and is a predicted model, not a curated record. Gene Ontology annotation, cellular component: lysosome. The transcript has 11 exons. Gene Ontology annotation, biological process: immune response. Bases 201 to 1847 code for a protein of 548 amino acids. NCBI's taxonomy places the organism in Eukaryota, Metazoa, Arthropoda, Insecta, Orthoptera, Acrididae. Gene Ontology annotation, molecular function: cysteine-type endopeptidase activity.